Messenger RNA from Musa acuminata subsp. malaccensis (wild Malaysian banana), 1760 nucleotides. RefSeq names its product acetyl-CoA acetyltransferase 2-like. The record is from RefSeq and is a predicted model, not a curated record. Gene Ontology annotation, molecular function: acetyl-CoA C-acetyltransferase activity. Lineage: Eukaryota; Viridiplantae; Streptophyta; Magnoliopsida; Zingiberales; Musaceae. Gene Ontology annotation, cellular component: mitochondrion. Gene Ontology annotation, biological process: fatty acid beta-oxidation.
CUUUUCCGCUCUCUCUUCCCAUUGCAAGGAGUGGCCCGGAAAUAACCGGAGGAGCGGCAGGAGGAGAAUACUGAUUCUUGAUCCUCUCUUUCCUUCUGUUCGAAGUUUCCCGACUGAGAUUCGUUUGGCUGCUUAGUUGGUCGCGUUUUGGAUUUUUUCACGGCAUCAUAAAAUGGCUUCAGAGCAGAUAAAGCCAAGAGAUGUAUGUGUUGUCGGUAUUGCGCGUACGCCUAUGGGUGGGUUUCUUGGUGCUCUGUCUUCUUUGUCUGCAACACAACUUGGGUCUAUUGCAAUCAAGCAUGCUCUUGCAAGGGCAAACCUUGAUCCAGCACUUGUACAAGAAGUCUUUUUUGGCAAUGUCCUGAGUGCGAAUCUUGGUCAAGCUCCUGCUAGGCAGGCUGCUCUCGGCGCUGGAAUACCAAAUACAGUUGUCUGCACCACCAUAAACAAAGUUUGUGCAUCUGGAAUGAAGGCUGCAAUGCUGGCAGCACAAAGUAUCCAGCUGGGUAUUAAUGAUAUAGUUGUAGCUGGUGGCAUGGAAAGCAUGUCGAAUGCCCCCAAGUAUAUUGCAGAAGCAAGAAAAGGAUCUCGAUUUGGUCAUGAUACUAUUGUUGAUGGGAUGCUUAAGGAUGGUUUAUGGGAUGUAUAUAAUGACUUUGCCAUGGGAAAUUGUGCUGAAUUAUGUGCCGUUCAUCAUUCAAUAACAAGAGAAGAACAGGAUGCUUAUGCUAUUAAGAGCAAUGAGCGUGGAAUAGCUGCUCGGGACAGUGGUGCCUUCACAUGGGAAAUUGCUCCAGUUGAAGUUUCUGCAGGCAGAGGAAAGCCAUCAGUAGUUAUUGACAAGGAUGAAAGUCUUGAAAAAUUUGAUCCUGUAAAACUAAGGAAGCUUCGACCAAGUUUCAAGGAGAAUGGUGGUACAGUGACAGCUGGAAAUGCAUCUAGUAUAAGUGAUGGUGCUGCUGCCUUGGUACUUGUAAGCGGGGAGAAGGCUCUUGAAUUAGGAUUGCAAGUGGUUGCAAAGAUCAGAGGAUAUGCUGAUGCUGCUCAGGCCCCUGAAUUAUUCACAACAACACCCGCACUUGCAAUUCCGAAAGCUAUUUCAAGUGCUGGCUUGGAGGCUUCUCAAGUAGAUUAUUAUGAAAUUAAUGAAGCUUUCUCUGUUGUUGCCCUAGCAAAUCAGAAGCUUCUCUCACUUCCUUCUGAGAGAGUGAAUGUGCAUGGUGGAGCUGUGUCCUUGGGGCACCCUCUAGGUUGCAGUGGAGCUCGUAUUCUGGUUACCUUGCUGGGGGUUCUGAGACAUAGAAGUGGCACAAUUGGAGUUGCUGGUGUUUGCAAUGGUGGUGGGGGGGCUUCUGCACUUGUCUUAGAGCUCGUGUCUCAUGCAGGAUUGAUGCGUUCAUUGUUGUGAACCAAGUCUGUAAUCAAUUUACAAGUCUUUCGUCAUAUGUAUAUUUCCUCUUUAUAGACCAACUUAUAUUUUACAGAACUUUUGUAGUAGUUUGUCUGGUGAGCCAUGGUUGUGGAUGAAUUAACUGUGUGAUUGCAGGACAAUUCAAGUAUGCAUUUGUCAUCUUCAGGGGAAGAAGGCCUACCAAACAUCCUUCAUGUAGUAUUGUAUUUUUCCUAUAUUUUAGCAUAAAUCUUCCAACCUGACUUUAAGAAAGAGAAUGUGCAUGUACUGUUUAGGCAAGAGGUAUUGUUCCUCUUUAACUUAUAUUUCAUCAAUAAAGUUCACAGCUGGAUGUCCAUAAAUUUCAAUA